AUCCAUGCAUGCCAAUAGUCACCUCUCUUCUCAUUACUUCUCAUUACUCCACUUGCCAAUAGUCACCUCUCUUCUCCAGUCCUCUUCUUCAAUCUCCAACCUCAGCCUCUCUGCCAUGUCAUGGACUAUAUGGUCCAUGGAAUAGUACCAGUACCUACAUCACUACAUUGCCAGUAGCUCAGUACUAGCAGUACUACCAUCUCAUCAGGCAACCAUCUGCUGUUGCUGAUCUCUUCCUCCUCGCAUUUCUUGGGCUCUUUCAACUCUUCCCCUGGAGUGUUUCAUCACACCAACCACCAGCUAGCUUGCCCAGCCACACCAUCUCUCUCUCUCUCUCUCUCUCUCUCACCAGAAUCCAAAAUUUUCAUCACACCAAACCAUCCACCGCUCAUCACUUUUCCCCCAAGCAAAUCCAAUCUUUGCAACCGCAUUGCUGUCCCCAACAUCAGCUUCCCCUUUUCCAGUUUUGCAUCCAGUCGAUCGCCUCCCAACGAAUCCAACCACUGUAUCCGCUGUCUGCAAAGCUGGGGCCUUUUUCUGUCGCUGUUUCAGUGUUUCCCCUGCAAAAAUCCUAUCUUUACUGCUUCAUUGUGCUCGAAAUUCGCCGGUUGGUUUCUGGCCCCGGGAAUCCAAGCUUGAUGCUGUUUACGCGGCGGCGGAGAUCACCGUUUGCCGCUUAGUUCUUUGGUGGAGGAAGGUUCAGGGGUUGUGUGGUUGGUUGCUGCCAUGUCGGACUCGGAGCUGUCCCAGAGCACGGUGGUGUUCGGGCUCCGCAUGUGGGUGCUCGUCGGCAUCGCCGUCGGCGCCGCCUUCGUGCUGUUCCUUGUGCUCCUGUCUGUGCUCUGCCUCGUGGCGUCUCGUCGGCGGCGGCGGCAGAGGUCGACCACGCCGGCCCAGCACCACCUCCCCGUCUCCGCCCCGCCCAAGAACCCCCAGAAGGUCAAGGCGCCCAAGGACAUCCAGGAAGUCCCCUCCCAGGCCACGGCCGCCGCCGCGGCGGCGAAGACGCCGCUCGCCCAGGCGCUCCAGAUGCCCACUCCGCCGCCGCCGGCACCGCCUCCGGAGACCGUCCAGAUCGCCACCGGCAAGGAGCACCGCAUUACGUACCCGGAGCAUCAUCCGCACCGCAGCAGCGGCGGGCCGUCGUCGCACGGCAGCGGCGAGAGCCGCAGCGGCGGCGCGGCGGACCACGCGCCGCCGCCGGUGGUCCCGGAGGUGUCCCACCUGGGGUGGGGCCACUGGUACACGCUCAAGGAGCUGGAGACGGCGACCGAGAUGUUCGCCGACGAGAACGUGAUCGGCGAGGGCGGCUACGGCAUCGUGUACCACGGCGUGCUCGAGAACGGCACUCAGGUCGCCGUCAAGAACUUGCUCAACAACAGGGGGCAAGCAGAGAAGGAAUUCAAGGUCGAGGUCGAAGCGAUUGGGCGUGUGCGACACAAGAACUUAGUGCGGCUUCUAGGGUAUUGUGCAGAGGGCAAUCAGAGGAUGCUUGUGUAUGAAUAUGUUGAUAAUGGGAACUUAGAACAAUGGCUCCAUGGGGAAAUUGGACCUGUAAGCCCUCUUUCAUGGGAUUCCAGGAUGAAGAUCAUACUGGGAACAGCGAAAGGGUUAAUGUAUUUGCAUGAGGGACUUGAGCCCAAGGUGGUUCACCGCGAUGUCAAGUCAAGCAACAUCCUUCUUGAUAAGCACUGGAAUGCUAAGCUCUCUGAUUUUGGACUAGCAAAACUUCUAGGCUCAGAGAGGAGUUAUGUUACAACACGAGUUAUGGGAACUUUUGGGUAUGUUGCUCCAGAGUAUGCAGGGACUGGAAUGCUAAACGAAACAAGCGAUGUAUAUAGUUUUGGAAUUCUUAUCAUGGAAAUAAUAUCUGGUCGAGUGCCGGUGGAUUAUAACAGGCCACCAGGAGAGGUUAAUUUGGUUGAUUGGCUGAAGACGAUGGUGAGCACCCGAAAUUCUGAGGGGGUUGUGGAUCCGAAGAUCCCUCAGAAGCCUACAUCUAGAGCUAUGAAGAAGGCUUUGCUAGUAGCAUUGCGGUGUGUGGACCCAGAUGCUCGUAAGAGGCCAAAGAUCGGCCACGUCAUUCACAUGCUUGAAGUUGAUGAUUUCCCGUAUAGAGAUGAACGCCGAGGUGCUCGACCUCCAGGGCAAGGGCAAGCAAGAUUGGCUGACAAACCGGCCAUUGAGACAGGCGACCGUGAGUCCGACAGCAGUGGCAACAACAGCGCGAGACAAACUGAACCCUUCAGAUGGAGAAACCCUGGGUCCUAGACACUACUUCAGAAAUUUUCACUCUCAUUUCUGAACAAAGAACAGCAUCCACCAUGAAGUUGCAAAGUGCUCAUUUGUUGCCUUCAUCACAUCACCUGUACAUGCCGAAGGAACAUAUUAGCCCUAGUAAUUUUUUUUUGUCGAUUAUUUAUCCGAUUAGAGACACUUCUGUACGAAAAAAAAAUGCAUGUCCUAAGUUAAAAAGAAAAAUGGAGCGUAAUUAAUUCCCUCUGGUAAGAAGCGGCCAGAUUGCUGCUUGUGUUGUGUCCCUUGCUGAACAUAUCAACAUACUGUGGUGUAGUUUUGGAUAUCUGAUGCCAACUCAGCAAGUUAUAUGUAAAUGUGAUUAUUUAGAUGCCCCAGAAUAAGCAAAAUGAUCAAACCUGAGCAUUUCUCAA
Oryza brachyantha (malo sina) is the source of this 2669-nucleotide messenger RNA. RefSeq names its product probable serine/threonine-protein kinase At1g01540. Lineage: Eukaryota; Viridiplantae; Streptophyta; Magnoliopsida; Poales; Poaceae. Gene Ontology annotation, molecular function: protein kinase activity; ATP binding. The record is from RefSeq and is a predicted model, not a curated record. Gene Ontology annotation, biological process: protein phosphorylation. Bases 727 to 2271 code for a protein of 514 amino acids. The transcript has 7 exons.